Messenger RNA from Blepharisma stoltei, 5279 nucleotides. The record is from the annotation of a GenBank genome assembly. Lineage: Eukaryota; Ciliophora; Heterotrichea; Heterotrichida; Blepharismidae.
AUGAACGGAGAGAAGGAGAGUCCUCCUAAAAGCGAUGAUUUUUGAAAAAUCGCAAGCGGAAAAUCAGAAAAAAAUUCAAUUUUUGAGUUUUAUUCCCAACUUUACAGUAAUAUCAAUAAUGAAGAAAAUUCUAUUGUUUGGGAAAAAGUAAUAGAGGCAGCAAGGGGUAUAGUUUGAUGCCUUCAAAUAAUAAGCUUACUAUGGCUUCCUGAUAUGAAAAUUUCCAAUUGAAACAAAAAUAUGAUUUUAUGGGAAAUCAUAGGCUAUUUAAAAUUUGACAACAUUUGCUCAGAAUUAGGGAUUAUAAAUGAAUGCCUAAUUUUAUCUAUUCUAUUUACCUGUUCUGUUUUUCUGAGUGUAAUUACUUUUAUUGCCGCUAUUUAUUAUUCUUAUAGCAUACCUACUCUUAUUUUAAGCUUUUUCCGUAAUUUGUUUAGCUUAUAUAUAGCACUAUUUUUGGUACCUUCGAUUGAGAUUUUUACAAUCUUCCUCAAAUACAAUUUUUUGCAUCAUGAUAAAGUUGCAGAAUAUCAAAGCAAUAACGAUUCUGCCAAGUAUGAAAUUAGCCUAGCUUUGCAAACUGGGAUAAUAUUUUUACUGAUUUUUGGGCUGGUUUUAAUGAUUUUUUAUACACAACUUUCUGGAGAAAUUCGACAUUCUUUGCAUAAAAAUACAAUAACGGCUAAAGCACACUCGAAAAUUGAUACGCACAUAGCUAUUUUUACCUAUUUCUUACCAAUUUUUUACGUUGCAGUUGCUGAAAACUCUGUUAUCUAUUUGCAAAUAUUAGCAAUUAUUUUUUCAGCGAUUUUAAUCAGAGAAGCAAUGAUAUUCCGCCCAUAUUUUUCGUUUUAUUAUAAUUCAAUAGUUAUUCUUCGGCUAUUUACUAUAGCUUUUAUUUCUUUUAUUUUUAUUUUGGGGCGAUUAAUGGAUAACUCAUUAGCUAUUUCUAUGUUUGCACUCAUUUUAUGGCCUAUUUUAUCUAUUUUCUUUAUUCAGCUUACAAUCAAGUCAGAAAAAAAAGUUCUUAAAAAUAUCCCUAAUGGUAUGCAGAACAUAAAUUCUGAAUAUGAAUUAGAAAGAUCUUUGAGGAGCGCAUUACUUAUAAAUGAUGCUGAAAAUAAAGAGCAAAUAAUUCAAUUUUUUGAAAAUUUUUUUAUAGAUAAAGAGAGAAGUUGCAGCAAGCUCCUAGUUAUAUGAGAAGCAAAUUAUUGUUUAUUUACAUUAGAUAGCAAAUCUUUGGCCAAAGUCAAGAUUGCUAAAAUUAAGCAUUUUUCUAAUUUAAUUUUGGAAGGCGAUUAUCAAGAAUAUUUAUGCAAUAAAAAUAUUUCAAAUCAUGAAUCCGAUAUCUUAAAUUUUCCUAGCUUUUUUGCUGAAUUUCAAUUAAUUAAAAAAAGAGACAAAGAGUUAUGCAUCAAUUUGCUAAAUUUUUUGAAUGAGAUUACUUCCUUAAAGCCAAGUAUGAAAAAAUUAAAAACAAAAUUGAACUCCAUAGAUGAAGAUAUUACAGUUUUGAACAAGGAAUAUAGCCGCUUAACAACAAAAUAUUCCAAUUCUAAAGAAGCUUUGUCUCUUUAUGCUUCAUAUUUAAAAGAUAUCACUUAUGAUCUAGAAAAAUCAGUCUCAAUUGAAUUAAAACUAAAAUCUGCUAGCAGAAUUUUUUCAAGCUCUUUUAAUGAUCCUAACAAUUUUAGCUGCUUUAAUGACAACAAUGGAAUUUUAAUCAUUUCAAACGAAUCAGAAAGCUUUGGAAAAAUCUUAUAUGCAAAUCAUAAAUCCGCAGAAAUUUUUAAGUGACCCUUAAAUAAUUUUGUCAGUGACAAUUUUUUCAAUUUUUUUCACCCUUAUUAUAUAGAAAGAAUUAUAGCUGAAGCCAAGCAUUUCGUUCAAUUCAGUUCAUCAUUAGAAAUAGACUUAAAUCAAGGCUUUUUUUUAAAUCUCCCUAACAAUUUAUUAGAGUGUAUAGGAAAAUUAUCAGUGACGACAAUAAACAAUUUUAUUGUGUCCAUAUUGAUUUUUAGGAAAAAAGAAAUUGAGCGCCAAGUUGCAUUGAUAUCCGAUGAUUUCGAAAUAAUUUGCCACUCAACAAAUUUUCAAAAAUUUUCAGGUAAAGUAAAUGACAAUUUGAUAGGAUCUAACAUAAAAAACCUAUUUUUUUGCUUACUCCCUCCUUGAGAGAGAGAAAAAAAACUUGUUCUUUCAUGGAGGGGGAUUAAUUUUUUUUUUAAAAUAAUUUAUAUAUAAAUUUUAAAGAAAAUUUUUUUAGAAAAAUCUGACUUCUCGAAAAUUGGAAUGCAAAUGUUAAUUUAAUAUUAAAUUUAUGUUUUAAGGCGCAAUUUGUUUAAAAUUUAAAUAGAAUUAGCUCCAGAUUUCAUGAUAUUAGUUAUCACUUAUAUAUCAAAAUUUUUUCCUAUAAAAAUUUUUCUAUUAAAUACAUUUUUGUUCGCUCACGGAGGGCAAAAAAUAGGAAUUUUUUCUAAUGGUUUUGUUCACUCACGAAGGGGUUAGAGUUAGAAGAAUUUGAUUUAAAGCCUUUUACAGCUUAUCGUUUACCAUAUAUUUCUAACGAAAUGCAUUUAGUACUAUCAUAUUAUGAAUUGUUUGAAUUAAAACUCCCAUAUGUGAUACUAAUAAAUGACAGCAAAGAAAUUAAGAAUUGGAGGAGUGAAGAGCUUGAUACUUAUAAUAACGCCAAGCAUUUGCAAUUAGAACCUAACUUUUUGUCAGCAGAGCUCCCAGAUACAUGAUAUUCUGAAAGAAUAAAUGCAUCAUCCCAAAAAGAAAACCAACCAGAAGAAUUAUUGGAUUCAAAAAUGAAUUUAUAUGAAGAAAGCUAUGAAGACCUUGAAAAUAAUGAAAUUACUGAUAAAAAUGAUGAUAAUAGAUCUCAGUUCUCUGCAAGCAAUUCUCGAAAUAAAUUUCUCACUCCUCCCCUUUAAAUUGAAACAAAAUACAGGUAAAAUUUCCACUUUUUUGGUAAAUUAACCCCCUUUAAAUUGGAACAAAAUUUAAUUUUAUAUUAAAAAAUUUUAUAUAUAAAAAUCAUAAAUUUUAUGUAAAAAGUUUUGAUAUAAUUUAAAUGUUUCUUCUUAACUAAAAUUAAAAAUUUAGUUAUAUCUUGCUCUUAUUUCAAGAAGAGAGUAUAAAGAGCAUCUUAUUUAAAUAAAUUUAUUAUCCUUAAUUGCUAAACUUUUAAAAAAUUUGAAUUUUUUUUUUUUAAAAAAUUUUUAAAAAUUUUUUUAGUUUUUAUUAUUUAUAUAAAUUCAAUGCGAAUUCUUUACAAAAAUUGAAAAUUUACUUAUUUUUUGCUUUAUUUUAAAGAAUAGAGUAUAAAUAGCAUCUUAUUUAAACAAAAAUUAGCAUUUUGACCUAUAAAUUUUCGAAAAUUUUUUUUUUUAUUAAUAAUAAUAAAAAUAAUAAUUUUUGUGUUAAUAGUUUUGAAACCAAUUAAUAGUGGCGUAUUAACUAAUAAUGAAAAUUUAGUUAUAUCUUGCUUUGUUUUAAAAGAUAAAGAGUAAAUAGCAUUUUAUUAAACAAAUUUAUUAAUCUAAUUCGAUAAAUUUUUGAUUUUUUUUUUUUUAUAAAAAAAUUUUUAUAAAAAAAUUUUCUUAACACCCCUUUAAAUUGGAACAAAAUUUUUUGUUCCAAUUUAAAUGGGGGGGGGAGACAGGGCAAAAAAAGUUUCAUCAAGAGCAGUAAAUGUCCAGCACGCGGCUUAUGUUUUUUGUGUAUUUUUUAUUUAGGCUUUAGUUGUUGUAUCUUUCAAUAUAGCUGUCUUGGUUUAUGCUUUUUCUACAAUUAAUGCGAUAAGUAAUAUAAAUCUGCCUUUGCAUAUUGGAGAAACUGGAAAAUAUUUUCAGCAAAUUGCUUUAUCUUCACAAAUGAUUUUGUGGGCUAUAAUUUCUCAAGUUCCUGAAUCACUUGCUCUUGUUCCAGAAAUUAAUAAUAGAUAUAUAGGCAGUUUAUCUGAUUUUAAAGCACUUUACUCAAAUAUUACAGCAAAUGCAAUAAACUGAAACCAUUGCUCUGGCCAAAGCAUUAUAAAUGAUGCAAAUAUGGAUUUAUGACACUCAGACAAUGGGUUUUAUACAAAAAAGUCAAAUUUGGUGAAUGCUGCUGCUGAGUUUAUAGCUAAUGUAUUUUUUAUGUAGGGAAAAGAUUUUGAAGCAAAACUUAUUGACAGCUCUUUAGGAAGUCCUUGAGAUCCUUUUCACUUUUUGCUAUUGAAUGGGUAUGGAAUAGCACUAGACUACUGCUACAAUUCAUUUAAUGAUAUAAUAGACUGCCAAAAAUCAGCAAUAGGAGGUUUCAAAACCCAUAUGACAGUUCUUUUAUCGUCUGGACCUAUUGUUCUUCUUGUGUGUAUUUUGCUGAUAAGUCCUGCUUUUUAUACAAUGUUUAAAAUAGAAAAUGAGCUUUGAUGCGAUGUUAGAAAAAAUGCUUAUAAAUCAUAUUUUGAUCACAAGCAAACAAUUUUAGAUAGACUAAGAGACGUUCAUUUUGAAGAAAAUAUAACAUUUUCAGAUCAAAAGCCUUCGAAAAAGAUAUGUAGAUUUUAUAGCUAUUGGAAAUAUGCUUGAAGGAUAACUGUUGUGCAAGUAGCUGUUUAUUCUUUUUGUUUAAUAAAUAUUUUGUAUCUCUAUGAUCUAUGCUUGGAGUAUUUAUCUAAUAGACCUGAAGCUAUCCAAAAUUUAAUUAAAGCACAAAUCUUAUAUGUAAACUUAGGGAUAUGAACAAUUCAAGCUGCAGCAAAUACGUGGGGUUUUCCAUUAUGUGUUCAAUUUCCUUCUGCGUGCCCUUUUUAUCAAGCUGAUACCAAAAUCGAUGAAAUAAUAUUCAGUAUUCAAAGCAUACGCUUAGCCUUAAGAAAUCCUAAAUAUUCAAAUGUCUUAUCUCAAAAAUUUAAAAAUCUGCUCUAUGAAGAUAAUCAAGAAAUUUCAAAAGAUUUUUUUAGGUUUGGGGCUUAUUCUGCUCAAGAGCACUUAACUCUUGAGGUAUACACUCAAGCGUAUAAAAUUAAUCCUCCUGCUGAUUUACUAAACUUUGUAUGAAAUACACUAUAUAUAGCUGAUUUUUAUGAUAGCGCUGUAACUGAAAUUGAUGAUUAUUCAAAAAGUUUAAUUGAUAAUCAAAUGACUAUUAUUGCAUAUUCCCUAGUUGCCUUUAUCCUAUCCUCAUUUGCAGCUUAUAUCGGAAUCUAUCUGACAUUUUUUAUAAACGAAAAAAAGUAUUUGCAAAAAAUAAAUUCAAUACUUAAAAUGAUUCCAAAUAACCAAUAG